UCAAACUGUCCACUAAGUCUGUUGACCUGGCAACAGAUAACAAUUAUGCGCACGUUAAUGGAACUUUUGAUCCACUGAGAUCUUGUAAUUAGUUCAUAUUUAUCGGUCACAGAUAACCCAGAAAUAGACGAUAGUUGACACAGGAAUGAUUUGACAGAGCAGUGUAGGGAUGCUUGGUUCACUGACAAGCCUACUCAAUGCAACCAACCAUACAAUGGCGAUUGAAAAUUUGCGUAUCAGAGCAUCUACAGCUAGAAAGCCAUUGCCACCAAURUGAGCGUAUUAGUUUAUGGGCCACAAAAUGUUUUGAGUUAUAUCUAGAGGAUGACGAAUCCAGAGUCUCUUAGUGUUAGAAAUUUAUCAAGGAAAGCCAGCAGUGCAAGCAAUUACCAUGGAAGUAAAGCAAGUUUCUACAGUGAUACARCAAGCGUCCCUCCACCCUCGAUCUCUAUUGCAAAGUCUUGUCAAAGACUGCUUAGCCGAGCUCGACGAGCUCUUUGUUACAAACCGAGAUACUUUGGGAAACCUCUCGAAGACAGAUAUAACGACAAUAGCCAGUACUUCCUAGUCAUCGCCAGCCGAUUUGGAAAAACGCAACUGUAUAGAUUUAACAAAACAAAGUCUCUUUAUAUAUUUGGAUAUGAAAGCAAGAUUAGAAGAAUAUGUUUGCAGCUUAUCACCAAUCAGUAUUUCGAAAUGUUUGUGUUGCUUACUAUUAUAAUAAACUGUAUAUUUUUAGCAAUGACAAAGCCUCCAGAGGAGCCAGAGUACGUUUUUGCGGCUAUUUAUACUCUAGAAAUGUUUUUUAAGAUAAUUGGAAGAGGUUUUGCACUUCAUAAAUACGCCUAYCUUCGCGAUCCAUGGAACUGGCUAGAUUUUGUGGUGGUUAUUAUGGGGUAUAUCACGUUUGCUCCAGGCAUUGGUAAUUUAUCUGGUAUUCGUACAUUUAGGGUGUUUCGAGCGUUAAGGACUAUAUCAGCAGUUAAAGGCUUAAAAGCAAUGGUUAACACGCUUCUCAUGUCGAUGAAGAUGCUUGGUGAUGUCAUGGUUCUUACUACAUUCUUUAUUUGUAUCUUUGCGUUGAUUGGCAUGCAGCUUUUUGUUGGUGUUCUUCGUAGCAGAUGCAGUAUUCCUGUUCCAGUCAAUCUAACCAUGUCUUACAGAAGCUAUGCAUCGAAUAGCAGUAUAUGGAAACUUGACGGUGAAGAUUACAUCCUUUGUGGCAAUACAACGGGAUCAAGGCUUUGUCCAGCAAAUUAUAGCUGUCUCCCACACGCAGGUUCAAACCCUAACUUUGGCUACACAAACUUUGACCAUUUUGGAUGGGCAUUACUAUCGAGUUUUCAGAUCGUAACCCUAGACUUCUGGGAAGAUAUCUACAACAAUAUCAUCUAUGCUAUGGGUCCUUGGUAUGUCAUCUACUUUGGAGUGCUGAUUUUCUUUGGUCCAUUUUAUCUCGUCAAUCUAGUAUUAGCAGUAGUUGCUGCAUCGUAUGAAAGUGAAGUACAAGCAAGCAAACUGGAAACAGAGGAAGAACGAGCAGAGCAGAAGCGAGUUAGUUCGACGUAUUCGGUCCGUCGUUCAAGCAUAAUGAGCAUUGUGUAUGGACAGAACGAGUCAAUUCUUGAUGAGACCCUUCAGAAUCAAAUGUAUGAUAUUCCAAAGGUCACUCGUAGCCUAACGUCCCAGUCAGAGGACGAUGUUACAAGCGUCAUGCAAAUAAAAGAAAUUGACAACAUAAAUCAAAAUCAAACUUUGCAUCAAAACUGGAUCAUUAAUUCAUCGACGCGAGAUUCCUCUCCUAGACAUUCGCCGCGAUCUGAAAAGUCUUCUUCAAUCAUAGUCGCGACGAAACCUGAGCCUAAAAAAGACUCUGUUCAUAUUGUUCGAUUGAAGAAACUUCGAAGAACAAUCAAGCGAGUUGUGAACAGUAAAUACUUUGAAGGAUUCAUCGUGUUUUGCAUAUUGUUGAAUACAUUGUUCAUGGCUAUUGAAUCACAUGGAAUGAAUCCAGUAUUACGGGAUGCUGUUAACAUAGCUAAUAUUGUUUUUACAUUUAUUUUUCUCAUGGAGAUGAUUUUAAAGCUUUUAGCUCUGGGAUUUAAAGUUUAUCUCAAUAAUAGAUGGAAUAUUUUCGAUGGCUUAGUUGUUAUUAUUAGCGUGGUUGAUUUUAUUGUGGUUCAAACGCAAGGGACUGAAGCCACAGGAACCAGUGUACUCCGUGCCUUUAGAUUGCUUCGAAUACUUAAACUAGCUAAGUCCUGGAGUACAAUGUCUAGUCUACUUACUACUAUUGGGAAGAGCUUAGGUGCAUUAGGAAACCUUACAGUCAUCCUUGGCAUUAUUAUAUAUAUUUUUGCUGUUGUUGGUAUGCAACUAUUUGGUUCAUCUUAUACUGAGGAUAAAUUUGACGGGGAAAUUCCAAGGUGGAAUUUUGUCGACUUUUAUCAUUCAUGUCUGAUGAUUUUYCGUGUACUCUGCGGUGAAUGGAUCGAGCCGUUGUGGGACUGUAUGAGGGCAACAGGACCAGUUGCCAUCUUACUGUACAUACCAGCAUUUCUCAUUGGAAACUUUAUAAUCCUUAACCUUUUCUUGGCAUUACUUCUGAGCUCUUUUGCAAGUGAAUCAGCUCAGAAGAAAGUCAAGAGAAAGACCAGUGUCUUUAGUCGUAUGAGAAGGACCUUACUCGUCUCAAGAUUUAUAACGAGAAUUGGCAAAAGAACACAAGUAGUUCCCGACAUCVUUGUUGAGGGUACCGACGAAAUACAAACGAACUCUACGCCAGAAAAUAACGGAGCUGUUCCGGAAUUAGACGAAUCAAAUGGCAAYGAAAAAGAAAAAGCAGUUGGRCAAGAAAACGACAAUUCAACAUCAUAUGGUAUCUGUUCCCUUGAUACUUCUCGUUACAAAGUAGACCCGUGYCUACCACCCUUCUGUUUGUGCUGUGCGUGUUGUAAAAACAACAAUUGCGCAUGUGCAYACUGGCAGCUCAUCAGGUACAAAGUCAAGGUUUUUGUAGGACACAAGUACUUUGAGUGGUUUGUGSUUCUCUUGAUUGCCGCAAGUAGUAUAGCUUUGGCGUUUGAGGAUGUGAGCAUCGAAGACAAGCCAGAAAUAAAAGCAAUCCUCUUCAAGCUCAAUGUUUUCUUUGCUGUUGUUUUUACACUUGAAAUGUUGCUGAAAUUCAUAGGUUUAGGAAUAAUAUCUUAUUUCUCUAACCCUUGGAACUGGUUGGACUUCAUAAUAGUAAUCAUUUCUCUGAUUACAAUCACUGGAAGUGAAGACAUAUCGUUUAUGCGCUCACUGAGGACUCUUCGAGCCCUUCGUCCCUUGCGAGCUGUCUCAAGGUUUGAAGGAAUGAGGGUUGUAAUCACCUCAUUGUUCAACGCAUUUCCUGGAAUAGCUAACGUGUUGUUGGUUAGUUUGAUGUUCUGGCUUAUCUUCAGUAUCAUGGGCGUACAAAGUUUUGGUGGGAAAUUCUACAAAUGCMUUGAUGCAAAUGGCAACAAGUUUCUACCGAGCGUUGUUCCCAAUAAAACUACUUGUAUUGCUAAAGGCUAUCGAUGGGUCCGGUCAAACAUACACUUUGACGACGCUUUAAAUGGGUUUUUGGCGCUGCUGCAAGUGGCGACAUUUGAAGGAUGGAUGGAGAUAAUGGAGGAUGCGAUAGACGCUACAGGGGUUGACCAACAGCCCAGUCGAGAAGCUAACUUUGUUGCUUACUGGUACUUUGUCGUGUUUAUAGUCCUUGGAACUUUCUUUAUUCUAAACUUAAUCAUUGGUGUCAUCAUUGAUAACUUUAACCAACUUAAACAGCAGAUGGAGACUGUGGGAUCAAUGGACGUUUUCCUUACCAGCAGUCAGCGCAACUGGAUGAACGCACUUAAAAGCGCAGCAUCAAAGAAACCAAAAAARCGAAUCCAAAGGCCAACGAACCAAGUUCAAGGUGCUCUCUAUGAUAUGGUUCAGUCACGAAAAUUUGAAGUGUUUAUUAUGACAGUUAUAACGAUCAAUAUGGCGGUGAUGAUGAUUCAACACUACGACCAGACGCCGCAAAUAGAAACUACACUUGAAAUCCUUAAUUUGGUUUUCACUGCUAUAUUCAUCCUAGAGGCAAUAUUGAGAAUUAUUGCUUUGAGAGUUGGCUACUUCUUCAGUCCUUGGAACUGUUUUGACUUCACCAUUGUUAUCUGCUCAAUCAUUGGUAUUAUCUUAGAAAAUCUGAAACAUGCUCUUCCCAUCAGCCCAAGCUUACUUCGUGUCGUGCGAGUCUUCAGAGUUGGACGUCUUUUACGGUUCUUUGAGGCAGCAAAGGGAAUUCGUCGUCUUCUUUUCUCGUUGAUAGUAUCGCUACCAGCGUUGGUCAACAUUGGGACGUUAUUGUUUCUUAUUAUCUUCAUCUACUCUGUCAUUGGGAUGUCUAUAUUUGGAAAUAUUAAAAAGACAGAUCCUUUAAAUGAUGUUGUUAACUUUGAAAACUUUGGCAGUAGUUUCCUUCUUUUAUUUCGUAUAAUGACGUCAGCAGGUUGGAACGAUAUUCUGAACCCGCUAAUGUUACAGCCUCCUGACUGUGAUCCGAAUUAUAAAAAUCUGCCCAACGGUAACUGUGGAUACAAAUUGGUGUCAAUACUGUUUCUUGUCAGUUUUAUUGUUGCGAUAUUUUUGAUUCUGAUCAACAUGUACAUUGCAAUAAUCUUAGAGAACUAUAAUCAAGUUAUGGAACAAGAAAAGAUAGGGAUCACCAAUGAAGAUAUUGACUUAUUUUACCAACAAUGGGAGAUAUAUGACCCUAAUGCUACUCAAUUCAUUGAGUAUAAAGACUUGUCAGACUUUGUUCAUCAUCUUGAAGGAAGUCUACGGAUCCCUAAACCCAACAAAGCAGCGUGUGCUUUAAUGGACAUACCGCUGGUUAACGGAUCGAUUAUUCAUUGUCUUGAUCUCAUGCAGGCUUUGGUCAAGAGGAUUGUAUCAAGAUAUGAGGACGUCAAUUCAGAGGGUUUCCAGCUAAUUAUGCAAAAAAUGGAAGAACGAUUUCGAGCUGCGUUUCCCUCGCGUGAUAAGCACGUGACAACACAUACAACAAUGGAAAUGAACCGACAGCUGGCAGCAGCAAGGGUCAUCAUUCGUGCAAUAAGGCUAUACCGAGAAAGAAAACUCUUAAACGCUUUACAAGCGCAUGUGCUUGAAGAAAAAGGGAAAGUUAAUGAUGGGUAUUCUAAGGAAGAUGAAGGAAGUAAUGUAAGUAUGAUUGCAGAGGUCAAUGAAAAUGAACUAGAGAUCACUGGACAAGAAGUACCGUCGCAUCUCGAAAACCAAGCUGGCAUUUGCUGUGAAGACGAUGGACAGGUACAAYCGUUAGGAGACCAGUCCCUCACGGUAGCAAAAAGACGAGGUUCAGUGGUAGCAUGGGCUGCGGAAUCCUUGGGAAAUAAUGUAAGUGUAGCUGCAAAUGCCAAUGAAGAAGAAGAAAUAGAAAACAUUGGGCAAGAAGUACCAUCGCAUUCCAACAACCAAACUGGCGUUCGCCGUGAAGAUAAUGAGCAGCUACAACUGUUAGAUGACCAGUCUCCUACGGUGACAAAAGAGCUUGGUCCAGUGCUAGCAUGGGACGAGGAACCCGAAAAAACAAACAAAGAAAUGCUUGAGCGGACUGAUAAGCCGGAUAAUGUCAUAGAUCGUUGAGGAUGMUUCACUGAUGUACUAGAUCACGGAGUGACUACCUUAGAAAAUAGGGAGAAUARGGAGUCAUAAUCAUCCCAAAAACGUUGACUACCAGGUUCGAUACCUGGUGUAUAGGCAUUUYGAUUCCACAUCUUAAAAUUCAAUAUCUGACAAAAACUUAAUAUAUUUUUGACGUCGCUUUUAACAAAUGAAAAGCUCAAGAUUAUYAAAAAGUUGAGAAUAAUAAUGCAAAUAUAUCAUCAUUAUUGUUUGACACUACAGGAGAACUGACUUGUGGACUGGUAUACUAACUAUACGCGAGGUUUCUAUUUUCUCAAGAGAGGUCCACUAUUCUUGGCUCAUAAAAGAAGACGCGAGUGGUYCCACGUAGAUUUUUACCGCAGUGAGAUAAAAUUCGUAAAAAAAUAAUCUCCUCGCCCAGUCGAAUAAGGAAAGCAUGCAAGGCCAUAUGAUUUGUAAUGCAUACUUUUCUUGAUACACGGAUAUGCUAUAAUGGAUCCCUAAUACUGUAAACACAAAUUCAAUACGAGAUGAAUUAAGAAAAUAAUAGUACAAAUACAGAAGUACAAAAAUAUCAUUAUUUAUAAACGUCGAGAAUCGAUCGUGUGCAUAAUUAUUUUCACAGUGAAUCUGACAAGUACUGUAAUAAAGGUACAAAACAAAUACAAAAACAUGUGACUGUUCUCCUUAGUGGUGGGUGCUGAAAACUCAGCUAAGGCAUAAAAAAGGAUAAUAGAGAAUAAGAAAAUCGGGAAACAAUCCUAUAUUUUCUUGA
Exaiptasia diaphana is the source of this 6457-nucleotide messenger RNA. RefSeq names its product sodium channel protein 1 brain. The record is from RefSeq and is a predicted model, not a curated record. NCBI's taxonomy places the organism in Eukaryota, Metazoa, Cnidaria, Anthozoa, Actiniaria, Aiptasiidae. Gene Ontology annotation, biological process: sodium ion transmembrane transport; membrane depolarization during action potential; neuronal action potential. Gene Ontology annotation, molecular function: voltage-gated sodium channel activity. The coding region runs from base 325 to 5682 and encodes 1785 amino acids. The transcript is spliced from 23 exons. Gene Ontology annotation, cellular component: plasma membrane; voltage-gated sodium channel complex.